AUGUUAAUUCCUCUUUGUCGGACUAUAACACCUCAAAAAUAUUAUUUUAUAUUAAAUCUUUCCUUGCGUUGGCUUCAUAUAUACUACAACAUUUCUCAAGACAAUGUUUUCGAUUUCUUUCAAGAUGAAAUGUGUGAUUUUAAGAAAGACCAAACACCUGAUGUUGAGGGAUUGUUGUCAAUGUAUGAAGCUUCAUUUCAUUCAUUUGAAGAUGAAACUAUACUAGAUGAAGCAAGAGAUUUCACAUCAAAAUUUCUCAAAAUUUUUGAAUCAAAUGGAGAUAGUCAUAUGUCACUUCAAAUAAGUCAUGCUUUGGAGCUUCCAUUACAUUGGAGAGUACCUCGAUGGGAGGCUAGUUGUUUCAUCAAUAUUUACGAAAGACAACAAAAUAAGAAUGAUGUUUUACUUCAAUUUGCUAAAUUGGAUUUCAACAUUCUUCAAAGCGUCUAUCAAGAAGAACUAAAGAAUACAUCGAGAUGGUGGAAAGGAACUGAAAUUGGAGAAAAGUUGAGAUUUGUUAGGGACAGGUUUGUAGAGAACUUUGUUUGGAAUGUGGGAAUGAGUUUCGAUCCAGAAUUCGAAUAUUUUCGAAAAAUUCUAACAAAGGCGAAUGCUUUAAUUACCAUAAUUGAUGAUGUUUAUGAUGUGUAUGGAACCUUGGAAGAACUAGAGCUCUUCACAGAAGCAAUUGAGAGAUGGGAUUUAAACGACAUGAAUUCUCUACCACACUACAUGCAAAUAUGCUAUCAAACGCUCUAUAACUAUGUCAAUGAAGUUGAAUUUGAAAUGUUAAACAAGACUGGCUACUCUAUCUCUUCUUACCUAAAAAAAGAAUGGGCAGGUUUAUGUAAAGUAUACUUAACUGAAGCAAAGUGGUAUCAUAGUGGAUACACUCCAACCUUUGAGGAAUACAUUGAGAAUGCAUGGAUAUCUAUAAGUGCACCUCUUAUGCUUAUUCAUGCUUACUUUGUGAUUCCAAAUUCAUUCAAAAUAGAAGACUUGCAUCUUUUAGAAGAAUACUCCGACUUGAUUCGAUAUUCAGCAAUGAUUUUACGUCUUGCUAAUGAUCUCGGAACAUCUAAACGUGAAAUUGAGACAGGUGAUAUUCCAAAAUCUAUUCAAUGUUAUAUGAUUGAAACUGGCGCUUCUGAAAUAGAGGCUCGUGAGCAUGUAAAGUCUAUGAUGUAUACAAUUUGGAAGAAGAUGAAUAAAGAAGCUUGUAGUUCAGCUUUCUCGAAAAAUUUCAUAGAUCUUUCAAUAAAUCUAGGUAGAAUGGCAUUAUUUUUUUACCAGCAUGGAGAUGGUCAUACCAUUCAAGAUCCAGAAAUUCAGAAUCGUAUUCAAUCAUUAAUUUGGCAGCCCAUUCCUAUUACGCCUACUCAAUAUUAA
This is a messenger RNA of Vicia faba (fava bean), 1389 nucleotides long. The record is from the annotation of a GenBank genome assembly. NCBI's taxonomy places the organism in Eukaryota, Viridiplantae, Streptophyta, Magnoliopsida, Fabales, Fabaceae.